Messenger RNA from Mytilus californianus (California mussel), 3824 nucleotides. Its product is annotated as cell surface hyaluronidase-like. NCBI's taxonomy places the organism in Eukaryota, Metazoa, Mollusca, Bivalvia, Mytilida, Mytilidae. The record is from RefSeq and is a predicted model, not a curated record. The transcript has 26 exons. The coding region runs from base 1 to 3663 and encodes 1220 amino acids.
AUGUGGGUAUCCGCUAGUUUUGUGGUUUUUAGUUAUAUAUGUGUAGUUGUAACUGCAACCAGUUGUCCAGAUGAUGACGUCACUUUAAAGCCAUGGUCAGUCAGCACCACUUGGACAGACCAGGGACUUCUGGUCCCUACAACAAAUUCGGAUGUUACAAUCAAAGCUGGAAUGAACGUCAAACUAGAUGUUGAUCUUGCUGUAAACACUAUCACUAUACAAUCCAAUGGACGACUGGUGUGGGAUUCUGGGAAAAAUACUGUCAUCAGGACACGGUCCAUUCUGAUACAGGGGAAAAUGGAGAUCGGAUCAGAAGAUUGUAAAUUCAAUGCAAAGACUGAAAUUAUUCUCAAAGGUAUUAGAAAUGAAGUCCCGGAUUUCGGUCACUGUGGUCAGAAAUUUGUUUGUGUCGCCCAAGGUGGUACAUUAGAGCUUCAUGGAAAGGACAAAUUAUCAUGGACAAAACUUGAUAAAACACUUAAUCCUCUUAAAGUCGGAGACGGAAUUUUUUUCCAACAUCAGAAAACAUCUGGAACAGAUAAAGACUGGUUUAGUGGUUUACGCGUGACUGAGUUUAAUGCAUCAUCAAAACACGUCAUCAAGAAGGAAGUGUUCUAUCUGUCUGGUCAGAACGAGUACUGGACGAACAGGGGAAUGACAGAGUUUGAUCCCUUUAUUGACAGUAUAUCUGCAGGAAGUGUUGUUGGCAUUGCCUUGUUGAGGACAUUGGUUGGCACAGCUGACCUAUCAGGCGUAUAUGCCAAACUUGAGUCGUUGGGAGCUACUAGAAUAAGAGAUGUAGACAGUGACGAUGCGUAUACAUUCAUGGUUAUUAAAGGUGAUACCAGUUCUGUUGUUGAAGAUCUGAACAAUUCCGCCGAUGAUGUUCGUGUCGCAACCGUUUCCAUGGAUUUAAUCGCUGCAAACCAGAAAAUAGUGGUCAGCAGUCAAGUAAAGACUGGUUCAUGGGGUUCCACAUAUGUUGAUUUUCUGGUUUACGACCAUGACCGAGCUUAUCCUAUAAUAGAUCUAGUUGAUAACGCACAAACAUUGGAACCAGAGGACAAGAUCCUUUUCACAUCAACGGAUUUCGACAUGGAGCAAGCAGAAGUUGGUUCCGUUGAUAGUUGUAACACUUGUAAUCAGAAACAGAUCCGUGCUGACUUUGUUCCAAAGUUUGUUCAUUGGUCAAAACUUGAAAAUAAUGUUGACAUGCGCGGUGAGGUUGCAUUGUUGACUAGGAACAUAAAAAUAAGAGGUGAAACACAAUUAAGGUGUCCCGCAGCUAAUGGAAACUGCGCUGACUUCCCAUAUGAUACAUUCGGCGGUCACGUCAAGGUUUUGCGAUAUUUUAAGAACGUGCAUGUAGAAGGAGUUGAGUUAGAAAAUAUGGGACAAGCUACGAGUCUAGGAAACUAUCCUCUACAUUUUCACAUGUGUCAUGACACUGAUGAUGAGGACUAUCCCAAUCCACCAUAUGUCAAGAAAAACUCAAUUCAUCAUUCUUUUGCUAGAUGUAUUACAGUGCACGGAUCACAUGGUGUAACGGUGCAAGAUAAUGUCUGUUACGAUCAUCUUUGCCAUGGUAUAUUCUUAGAAGAUGGUGGCGAGAAAAGAACAGUUAUAGACGGGAAUCUCGUUGCUGUAACACGGAAAUGUAAACUGAUACAUUCCGAUGGAAACCCAGCCUCUUAUUGGAUAACAAAUCCCAAAACAAUCACUCGUAACAAUGUUGCAGCUGGGUCUGAGGGAAUGGGAUUUUGGAUAAUUUUUCCGGACUUACCAACAGGCCCUUCUGAAAGUCUUGGAUUUAUGGCGUUUGACGAAGCUAGACACACAAAGAUUACCGAAAUAAGUAAUAAUGCUGCACAUUCUAAUGAACAUGGUUUAUUUAUCGAUAACCGAAUCAAGAAAAUUGAUAAUGAACUGAAAGUAGACGGAACGAAUGGAUAUUAUCCCAGGACCAUGCCACUGGAUCCAAAAAACCCUUUAGCCGAGGAUGAUCCAGUGCAUAUCGACUAUCAAACCUGUUGGAAAAACCGAGAAAACACAUGGAUAAGAGGAGGUUUGAUCAUUGUCCGAUGGUAUUCAUCGGCAGACAGUGGAAAAGGUCUUACAUUUGCAAGAUCAUCCGAUCAGGAGCAGUUUAUUGAGAAAAGUGUGUUCGUGGGAGAAACAGAUAAUAUUGGUGAACCAACAGAAGUCUGGAGUAGUACACUGAACAGAUUGUUGGGAUAUCCUAGAUCUCUGGUUAUGCCCUGGAAUGAUAAGUAUCCAAUACAAGGGUUUAUUUUCUAUGAUGGACCAGUGUUUGCUGAGAGCAUCUGGUUUGAUAAGUUUACUCCUACGGAGAACUACACAAGCGGAGCAUUAUCAUUCUUAAGAAACAAUCGGUUUUCAAGUUCCUCUGUUAGUCAUGUGAAGGAUAUAAAGUAUGGAUUUGUUGAUCCAAUAGGCGGACAUCGUGUUUAUGAUGGAGAUGAAACUGUGCAUGGCUUUAACAAUUUGGACGGCGAUAAAAGUGCAACUUUUAGAGAUCAAGAUGGUUCUGUUACAAACUUAACACCAAUUCAACAAAUUGUAAAACCGGGGCUUUUUUACAGUACAGCCUCGUGUCAGUAUCGUAGUACCUGGAAAAUGGCCAUGUGCCCGUACAAAUACACAAAGCUGGAUGUUGACAUAGACUGGAAUUCGCCUGACCGCGGAACAACUAACGCCAUCAUGGUAAGGGACGACGAACCUAAUUCCCCUGAAACACUCACUGAUGACCAAACAGCCGAGUUUAUGGCAAUACUCGGGGGCGCAUUUACUUAUACGCUGCAUUGGAGUAAUACAAUUCCCAAUAUAUUUUGGAUUUAUGCCAACGGAGUUGAAUUGAAUCAGUUUGUCAGAGUCGGUAUGUGUUUACCACCUGAUGCCACUUUCAAUCUCUAUUCCUGGUCUCCACUCUGGCGACCAAAGACAAAUGAUUGGACAGAAGUGUCCUCAAUAACCGAUCUUGACGCCGAUACCAUUGGAGACAGAUAUUUCUGGGAUAGCUCGAAUAGAAUGUUAUUCGUGAAGUUUAUAAGCUAUAAUCAAAGAACAUCUACUACCACGAAAGAAUGUGAGGGUUCUUGUCCUAUGCUGAAGGUUGAGAUACUGUCUGGUGAUAGGUCAAACGGUGACUGUCGUAAUGCUGCAUACACAAGUCCUGGAACUUACAAAAAACCAAGCAGCGGCCAAAUGAGUACUGAUACUCGGACAUUAGUUGCAACUGCUCAGGGACCACCUCAGGAUUGGGGAGCAGGUUCACAACUUCCAUUUACUUCAAGACAAGUCAUAAAUGGCGGUUGGUCCAGUUGGUCUUCAUUUGAUGAAUGUUCCGUCACCUGUGGUGGAGGAACUAAAACUCAACACCGAACUUGUAAUAAUCCGUCCCCAGCAAAUGGGGGAGCUGACUGUGACGGAAAUAAUGUCAAUACAGUGAACUGUAGCGACAAUCCGUGUGCUGUCGAUGGAGGCUUUGGUAAAUGGGGAUUAUGGUCGUCUUGCGUUAUACCUUCCGGUUGCCAAGGAUACAGAGAAAGUGAAAGGUUCUGCAAUAAUCCGACACCUAAACAUGGCGGGCUCCAUUGUACCGGACCAGUAAAGAGACAGCAAGCAUGCAAUACCUGUGCAUGAAUAAAACGUUGACCGUUCCUUUCAUUACUAUAAUUAAAAUCACAUUAUACUGAAUAUAUUCUGAUAAGACAUACUACUACUAAAUAUUUUCAUUUUGAUUAGCAACAGUAAAUAUAAUAAAUUAAAUUAUUUCAUAUAACUAUUAAUAAAUGUGACAUGCA